Molecule: messenger RNA, 1758 nt
Organism: Lachancea thermotolerans CBS 6340
Lineage: Eukaryota; Fungi; Ascomycota; Saccharomycetes; Saccharomycetales; Saccharomycetaceae
Gene: RKM1
Product: protein-lysine N-methyltransferase
Exons: 1
Coding region: 1-1758 (585 amino acids)
Biological process (GO): peptidyl-lysine monomethylation
Cellular component (GO): nucleus
Molecular function (GO): protein binding; protein-lysine N-methyltransferase activity
Source: RefSeq, a predicted model, not a curated record
AUGCAAGCCGAAAAGCUUAAGGUGCUUUUGGAUUGGGGUCUCGAUAAUGGAGUAAAGUGCCCAGAUGACGUCGAGUUUGUCAACGUGGGCGGCAAAGGUUUUGCUUGCAUCGCUAAAAGUGAUAUAACAGAAGCAGAAUUCAUUAUCCCAGAAAGUUUGAUUAUCAAGAGCAGCUUAGCGGUAAGUUUCUUCAAGGUGAACUCGAAUCAAACCUCAUGGCUGAAACUUCUCAUCGCCAAGCUUAAGUUCGACAAAAGUUCGACAACCGUUGACGAUGAAAAUUUGAAAGCGAAGUUCGCGCCUUAUAUUGACGCUCUUCCAGAUGAAAUUGAUUCACCGCUUGUUUGGAAUCCGUCGGAGCUCGAUUUGCUCGGAAACACAAAUUUGAGGAGCUCUUUGCGCAUAAAGCUCUAUUCCAUUUUCAACGAAUGGAAGUUGAUUAUGGAAACCUUGAAAAAGCACAGAAAUGAAGUCCAGGCGGAGAUCCUAAACAUCGAAGAGACUUUGGGACAAAGCGAAGAUCAUGUCUAUCGUAACAUAACCUCAAAAGUGUUUCAACAUAGCUCUGAGACCGACUGGUGGUCCUUCCCUGCUUUUCUUUGGUCACAUAUGAUGUUCUUAUCCCGCGCUUUCCCUGAGUACGUGAUAAAUCCUUCCACUGACCCUUCAAACGUUGUGUUAUUGCCAAUUAUUGAUCUUCUUAACCAUGACUAUCGUUCAAAAGUUGAGUGGAAUCAGCGGGAUGGCGCUUUCGGAGUCCGCAAGUUGGAGACCGUCUUGAGAGGAGAAGAGAUUUUCAAUAACUAUGGAGGGAAAGGGAACGAAGAGCUCUUGAGUGGGUAUGGCUUUGUUUUAGAAGAAAACAUAUUUGACACGGUCGCACUUAAAAUUCAACUCCCUCUGACGACUGUAUCUGAGAUAACGUCCACGACUCAUUUGUUCUUGCCAACUCUUUCGGAUUACACAACAUCGGCAUUUGAACUGUCUUCAGGCAAAGAAACGAAGCAGAUGCUGCCUAAAAAGGAUUCUCAAUACAAAGAUGGGGUGCUCUAUUUGCUAAGUAAAGAAAAUGAUGCCCCUCUGAGAUGGCUACUGGAUCUGUUUUCGUUUCUCGAAAAGUCUCCGGACGAGUCAUGCUCAAGCCUGAGAGUACGACUACAAGGGUUGCAAAACUUGCGUAAUGCGAUAGAAACAAAACUCUCUUCGACCAGCUCAACUUCGGACCGUCAAGCUGCUGGAUAUGAUAUCAAGGAGUACCGGGCGCGCGCGGCCCGUAUAUACAAAAGCGGUCAGACCAAGGCACUCAAACACGCUGUCAACGAGCUCAAGCGCACAGAAAAAGAAUGGACUUCGCAACACAAAGGCGACCUCCUGACAGCAAAGAGGAUAAUGCGCUUCGAUCCCAAUUUUAUGGAGAGUGAACUGCCGCUACUGUUGCGGACCAAUGCAAACUCUGACAUAACUUUAGAUUCUUACGAUACUUUGAUUAUUCUCUGGGUAGCGUGCAAGGCCGUUUUCAACACAUGUCCCAGAGAAGCUCAGUGGGCGAUGGACGCAUUCAAAGCAUAUUCCGAUUGCCGUGAAAACACCAUGGCCUCAUCGGCCGAAGGCCAACAUUUGUACCAGACCUUUUUCCCUAAUGGGUCUAGCAGGCUUGGUCAGGAGCAGUUCAUUAAUGCGACAGAGUUUCUACAGCAUUUUUCAUAUACCCGUUUAUCGAACGGCGAGGUCAUCUUGGUUAAAGACGUUAAUUUGUAA